Hemibagrus wyckioides is the source of this 10152-nucleotide messenger RNA. RefSeq names its product neurobeachin b (gene nbeab). Bases 215 to 8875 code for a protein of 2886 amino acids. Gene Ontology annotation, molecular function: protein kinase binding. The record is from RefSeq and is a predicted model, not a curated record. The transcript is spliced from 57 exons. Gene Ontology annotation, cellular component: cytosol; membrane. NCBI's taxonomy places the organism in Eukaryota, Metazoa, Chordata, Actinopteri, Siluriformes, Bagridae. Gene Ontology annotation, biological process: intracellular protein localization.
AGAGAUUGAGUGGCGCUCAGAGAGAGGAAGCGCGUCCCGAGCCAAGCACCACAAACCGCACAAGGACUCGGGUCUGUCCACAUCGGUAGCGUUUCGUCUUUUAACGCAAAGCCUCUGUUAAAAUCCGGCUGCUUCUAGAAAUUUCUUCCAAAGCCCAUUCCGUUCCCGGAAACGGUGUGGAUGGUGUCGCGCUGCCUGUAAGAGACAGGUGCGGAUGAUGAUGAUGAUGGCGAGUGAGACGGCGCUGUGCGCUCCGGGCCGCGGACAGCAGCAGCAUCAGCAGCAGCGCGGGGCCGCGGGCUCCGUCACGGGCGAGGCGGCUGCGUCGGGGUCUGCGUCGGGGUCUGCUGCGGGGUCUGCGUGCUCCGGUUCCGUGCUGCUGGCGUCCGGCGUGCUUAACCCCGCCGUGCCCAUCCGCAACAUCAGGACGAAGUUCGCCGUGCUCGCGGGUCUCAUCCGAGCCGGGGAGGUGAGCGACAGAGACAUCGCGGAGACCGUGCUCAAUCUGUUGGUAGGAGGUGAGUUUGACCUGGAGAUGAACUUCAUCAUCCAGGACGCAGAAAGCAUCGUGUGUAUGGUGGAGCUUCUGGAGCACUGUCAGGUGACGUGUCAAGCCGAGAUCUGGAGCAUGUUCACGGCCAUCCUGCGCAAGAGCAUGCGCAACCUACAGACCUGCACCGAGGUGGGACUGAUCCAGCUCGUGCUGCUCAGAAUGAGCUCCGUCGAUGACAUGAUCGCAGAUCUGUUGGUGGACAUGCUGGGAGUUCUGGCCAGCUACAGUAUCACUGUGAAGGAGCUGAAGCUGCUCUUCAGUAUGCUCAGAGGAGAGGGAGGAUUGUGGCCGAGACACGCAGUGAAGCUGCUUACUGUCCUGAAUCAGAUGCCACAGAGACACGGACCGGACGCUUUCUUCAACUUUCCGGGUCGUAGUGCUGCUGCGAUUGCUUUACCUCCCAUCGCCAAGUGGCCUUACCAGAACGGCUUCAGUCUCAACACGUGGUUCCGCAUGGAUCCCCUUAACAACAUCAACGUGGACAAGGACAAGCCCUACCUUUACUGCUUUCGGACAUGUAAAGGUGUUGGUUAUUCAGCUCAUUUUGUGGGUAACUGCUUGAUCGUGACAUCACUCAAAUCCAAAGGAAAAGGCUUCCAGCACUGCGUGAAGUACGACUUCCAGCCGAGGAAGUGGUACAUGAUCAGCAUCGUGCACAUUUACAACCGCUGGAGGAACAGUGAAAUCCGCUGCUACGUCAACGGGCAGCUGGUCUCAUACGGAGAUAUGGCCUGGCACGUCAACACUAAUGAUAGCUAUGACAAAUGUUUCCUGGGCUCGUCCGAGACAGCAGACGCUAACCGGGUGUUCUGCGGACAGCUUGGUGCCAUCUACGUGUUCAGCGAAGCUCUCAACCCAGCGCAGAUCUUCGCCAUCCAUCAGUUAGGGCCGAGCUAUAAGAGCACGUUUAAGUUUAAGUCGGAGAGCGAUAUCCAUCUGGCUGAGCAUCAUAAGCAGGUGUUGUAUGAUGGGAAGUUGGCUAGCAGCAUCUGCUUCACCUACAACGCUAAAGCCACGGAUGCUCAACUUUGUCUGGAGUCUUCUCCCAGAGAGAACGCCUCGAUCUUUGUCCACUCGCCACACGCCCUCAUGCUGCAGGACGUUAAGGCUAUCGUCACACACUCGAUACACAGUGCCAUCCACUCCAUCGGGGGCAUCCAGGUUCUCUUCCCUCUCUUCUCUCAGCUCGACUUCCAUCAGCACAGCGAGAGUCAGGUGGAGACCGCUGUUUGUGCCAGUCUUCUGGGCUUCCUGGUGGAGUUGCUGAAGAGCUCUGUAGCCAUGCAGGAGCAGAUGCUGGGAGGAAAAGGCUUCCUGGUGAUCGGAUAUCUACUGGAAAAGUCGUCGCGAGUGCACAUCACCCGGGCCGUGCUGGAGCAGUUCCUCGGCUUCGCCAAGUACCUGGACGGCCUGAGCCACGGCGCGCCGCUUCUCAAGCAGCUCUGUGACCACAUCCUGUUCAACCCGGCUAUCUGGAUCCACACUCCCGCUAAGGUGCAGCUGUCGCUCUACACGUACCUGUCGGCUGAAUUUAUCGGCACUGCGACGAUCUACAACACCAUCAGACGCGUGGGAACCGUUCUGCAGCUCAUGCACACUCUGAAGUACUACUACUGGGCUGUUAACCCUGCACCCUGCAGCUCCAUCACUCCCAGAGGCCUGGAUGGACCACGUCCUUCUCAAAAGGAGAUCAUCUCACUGAGGGCCUUCAUGCUACUCUUCCUCAAGCAGCUCAUCCUGAAGGAUCGUGGAGUGAAGGAGGAUGAACUACAGAGCAUACAGAACUAUUUGCUGACUAUGAAUGAGGACGAGAACCUCCACGACGUUCUGCAGCUGCUCGUGGCUCUGAUGUCAGAACAUCCCACCUCAAUGAUCCCAGCCUUCGACCAGAGGAACGGCAUCCGAGUGGUCUACAAACUGCUGGCAUCGAAGAGCGAGAGCAUUCGAGUGCAGGCACUGAAGGUGUUGGGAUAUUUCCUCAAGCACCUCGGGCACAAGAGAAAGGUGGAAAUCAUGCACACACACAGUCUUUUUACACUUCUGGGAGAAAGACUCAUGCUGCACACAAGCACCGUGUCAGUUACAACCUACAACACGCUUUAUGAGAUCCUGACGGAGCAGGUGUGUACGCAGGUUGUUCACAAACCGCAUCCCGAACCCGACUCUAGCGUGAAGAUCCAGAACCCGAUGAUCCUGAAGGUGGUGGCCACGCUGCUGAAGAACUCGACACCCAGCGCCGAGCUGAUGGAGGUGCGCCGCCUCUUCCUCUCCGACAUGAUCAAACUGUUCAGCAACAGCCGAGAGAACAGACGAUGUCUGCUCCAGUGCUCGGUGUGGCAAGACUGGAUGUUCUCACUAGGCUACAUAAACCCAAAGAACUCCGAAGAGCAGAAGAUAACCGAGAUGGUCUACAACAUUUUCCGUAUCCUGCUCUACCAUGCCAUCAAGCACGAAUGGGGUGGAUGGCGUGUAUGGGUGGACACUCUGUCUAUAGCCCACUCCAAAGUAACAUAUGAAGCCCAUAAGGAGUACUUAGCCAAGAUGUAUGAGGAAUAUCAGCGGCAAGAAGAGGAGAAUAUCAAAAAAGGGAAGAAAGGUCUAGUCAGUACUAUUUCUGGCCUCUCUGCCCAAGCCUCUGCCAUCAAGGGUACCCUAGAGCUUGAUGACCAUUCUCAAACACAGACCCCUGAGAGCGAGGUGGACGACUCUGAGACCACAGACCCCACACGCAGCCUUCUCUCUGAAUCCAAAGGAACCAACUUGGAGAACACAGUGUCAGGUGUGCAGGUUGAAGUUCAUGAGCUGCUUGUGGAUAUCAAGGCUGAAAAAGUGGAGGCUACGGAGGUGAAGCUGGAUGACAUGGAAACCCUGGGAGUCACAGAUAGCGGGAACCUGGUAGAGGUCGAUUCCCUCCUGGACAACGUGUACUCAGCUGCUGUAGAGAAGCUGAAUAAUAAUGUGAACAAUGUCUUGGUUUCCAAAUCUGACUUAGAUGACAAGAAUUCAGGACCUCUGAUCAGUCUAGCCGAGGAUAAAGACGCUGUGCCCAGCGGUAGCACUUUUCUCUUUGCUGCAGUAGGCACUGGCCCAUCUGAGAACCUUCUGCCCAAAAUUGCACCAUCUGAACCCUUGCCUCUCGCAAGCGGGCACCAUCAAGUCCGCACCAGCACCAGUGACUUGGGUUUGUUGGCGCACAUGACCAGUGGAUCAGAAGUAAGCUCCAGCACAGCAGCUCUUGAGGACUGCUUUAAACUCCAGGCUGAAUUGGGGACUUUCGGUUCCUCAUGUCAGGGAGAAAGUGCAGCCAAGAAUCAUGAGCAGGCUGGGACAAUAGUUCCAGAGGUAGAAGCUUCUGGAGGUAAGAGUUCUGGAGAUGCCACCAGUGCCACCUCAGACACAGAGAGGUCUGAUGACAGCAAGGAGAAGGAGAUCAAGAAGAUCCAGACCACUGCUACCACACAGGAUGUCCAUGGUAGAGCGGGUGGACUGUUGGACAGAGACGUGAGGGUGGACCUGGGCUUCAGAGUCAUGCCUAUGAGCGAGGAGCAGCGGCGUCAGUUCAGCCCGGGUCCUCGCACCACCAUGUUCCGCAUCCCAGAGUUCAAAUGGUCACCGAUGCACCAGCGCUUACUCACUGACCUGCUCUUCGCUCUCGAGGCAGACCUGCACGUAUGGAGGAGCCACUCAACCAAGUCAGUCAUGGACUUUGUGAACAGCAAUGAGAACAUCAUAUUUGUACACAACACUAUUCACCUCAUCUCACAGAUGGUGGACAACAUCAUCAUCGCCUGUGGUGGGAUCCUCCCUCUGCUCUCGGCCGCCACCUCGCCGUCUAACGCUAAGGUGGAGUUGGAAGGGAUCGAGGCCACACAGGGGAUGUCCUCGGAGACAGCCGUGACCUUCCUGACGCGUCUCAUGUCCAUGGUGGACGUGUUGGUGUUCGGAAGCUCGCUCAACUUCAGCGAGAUCGAGGCAGAGAAGAACAUGUCCUCCGGAGGACUGAUGCGCCAGUGUCUCCGACUCGUGUGCUGUGUGGCUGUGAGGAGUUGUUUAGAGUGCAGACAGCGUCACAGUUACAGGGGAAUGAAGUCCUGUAUGUCCAGUGUAAAAACUCAGGAGAGCAUGCAGAGCUCCAGCAAGACUUCUAUAGAAAAUUUCCCCAGCAACGUUUCUCCUAUUAAGGACCCAGAUCGUCUCCUGCAGGACGUGGACAUCAACCGUCUGCGUGCCGUGGUCUUCCGAGACGUGGAUGAUGGGAAACAGGCGCAGUUCCUGGCCCUGGCUGUGGUCUACUUCAUCUCUGUGUUGAUGGUGUCCAAGUAUCGAGACAUCUUGGAGCCACAGCGUGAGACCAUCAGAGUCGUCAGUCAUUUAGGGAGGAGCAUAAGGCAGGAAAUCAACUCUCCAACAAGCACAGAAAACCCGCUGACGUUCCCAGACAGCAGUAAAGAUCCCACCUUGGUGUCUGAGGCACAUGCUGAAGUGUCUCUGCCUCAUUCUGACUCUGGUCUCGGGGACGAGCCUGCGUCCUGCGUGUUCAACGGAGCCGAAAUGGAACCCGGCUCCAGAGGACCAGAUGGACUGCGCGGGAUCCUCUGCACCCUCUCGCCCGAGGUUAAAGCCCAGGAAAGCCUGACUGAGUCGGAUCUCCUGAAACCUGCUUCCUCCAUCUCCAGCAUCAGCCAAUCCAACAAGGGCAUCAACGUCAAGGAGAUCCUCAAGAGUCUUGUAGCGGCUCCUCUGGAUGGCGGUGAGAGCGGCCCGGAACCGGCGGCAUAUCCUGAAAACCAGGUGUUAAAGAGGGAGACGCAGGCCAUGAUGCCCAUGCAGUUCCACUCGUUCGACAGGAGUGUGGUGGUCCCGGCUAAGAAGCCUCCAGCCGGAAGCAUGGCGGUCAACACUGUGGUCACCUCCGGUUCCUCCAUGGCGAGCUCGGGAAGCACUCCCAACAUCUUCACAGCGGCUUCUGCUACACCUAAAAGCAUGAUCAACACAACGGGAGCUACAGAGCCCACCGCUUCCUCCUGCUCGUCUUCAUCCAGCUACGUGAACGGAGCCACCAGUAAGAACCUUCCCGCGGUGCAGACGGUCGGACCCAUGCCCGAGGAUACCAUGGAGAACAUGAGUAUCACUGCGAAGCUGGAGCGAGCCCUGGAGAAGGUUGCCCCCUUGCUGAGGGAGAUCUUUGUGGACUUUGCGCCCUUCCUGAGUCGCACUCUCCUGGGCAGUCAUGGUCAAGAGCUUCUUAUAGAAGGUCUGGUGUGUAUGAAGUCCAGUACCUCGGUGGUGGAGCUGGUCAUGCUGCUUUGCUCUCAGGAAUGGCAGAACUCCAUACAGAAGAACGCCGGCUUGGCGUUUAUUGAGCUAAUCAACGAAGGAAGACUUUUGUGUCACGCUAUGAAGGACCACAUUGUGCGAGUGGCCAACGAGGCCGAGUUCAUCCUGAACCGCCAGCGAGCCGAGGACGUCCACAAGCACGCCGAAUUCGAGUCGAACUGCGCCCAGUAUGCCGUAGACAGGAGAGAGGAGGAGAAGAUGUGUGAUCACCUCAUCAGUGCUGCUAAACACCGCGACCGUGUCACAGCCAAUCAGCUGAAACAGAAGAUCAUCAACAUCCUUACUAACAAACACGGAGCCUGGGGGGCGCUGACACACAGUCAACUGCAUGACUUUUGGCGUCUUGACUACUGGGAGGAUGACCUCAGGAGGAGGCGGAGAUUCGUCAGGAACCCUUUUGGCUCCACCCACUUGGACAUCUCGUGCAAGUCUCUGGAAGACUAUGGCCAUGAGGAAGAGGAUGUGCUGAAGGGGAGGAAGAGUUUCCGUGGGCACACGGUGGCGAAUCAGAGCCCGGAGGCGGAGCUGAUGUUGGAGGGCGAGGAUGACGCCAUCAGCCUGCUGCAGGACAAAGAUAUGGACAACCUGGCAGGCCCUGUGCUCAUGAGCACCCCCGCCCAACUGGUAGCCCCCGUACUGGUGGCCCGCGGGACGCUUUCCAUCACUACAAGCGAAAUCUAUUUCGAGGUGGAUGAAGAGGACCAGGCCUUCAAACGCACCGAUCCGAGAGUGUUGGUGUACUCUGAAGGGCUGCAUGGAAAAUGGAUGUUCAGCGAGAUCCGAGCUGUGUUCGCCCGCCGCUACCUGCUGCAGAACACCGCGCUGGAAGUCUUUAUGGCCAACAGAACCUCUGUGAUGUUUAACUUUCCUGACCAGCCCACGGUGAAGAAAGUGGUCUAUAGUUUACCCCGUGUAGGUGUUGGCACAAGCUAUGGCCUUCCACAAGCCAGGCGGAUUUCCCUGGCCACGCCACGGCAGCUCUUCAAGUCCUCCAAUAUGACACAGCGCUGGCAGAGACGCGAAAUCUCCAACUUCGAGUACCUUAUGUUCCUAAAUACUAUAGCAGGAAGGACAUAUAACGACCUGAACCAGUAUCCCGUCUUCCCUUGGGUUCUCACCAACUACGAGUCGGAGGAGCUGGACCUCACACUGCCUGGCAACUUCCGAGAUCUGUCGAAGCCAAUCGGAGCUCUGAACCCAAAACGUGCCGUGUUUUUUGCCGAGCGCUAUGAAGCGUGGGAUGACGAGGCUCCACCCUGCCACUACUCCACCCACUACUCAUCUGCAACCUCCACUCUCCACUGGCUCAUCCGAAUAGAACCUUUUACGACCUUCUUUCUCAGCACCAAUGGCAACAAGUUCCAUCACCCUAACCGUACUUUCUCUGGGAUCUUGCGGUCGUGGAGACACUGCCAGAGGGACACCUCGGAUGUCAAGGAGCUGAUCCCUGAGUUUUACUACCUGCCGGAGAUGUUUGUGAACAAUAAUGGCUACGGUUUAGGGGACAGAGAUGACGGCACCCCAGUGUGUGAUGUAGAGCUUCCUGCUUGGGCCAAGACGCCUGAGGACUUUGUGAGGAUCAACAGAAUGGCUCUGGAAAGCGAGUUUGUUUCGUGUCAGCUGCACCAGUGGAUUGACCUUAUUUUCGGCUACAAGCAGCGCGGCCCCGAAGCUGUGCGCGCCCUCAAUGUCUUUCACCACCUGACCUACGAGGGCUUCGUCAACCUCGACAGCCUCGCCUCCGACCCGCUGCUGCGCGAGGCCAUGGAGGCACAGAUCCAGAGUAUUGGACAGACGCCAUCUCAGUUGCUCAUCGAGCCCCAUCCUCCUCGCAGCUCCGCCAUGCACCUGUGUUUCCUUCCACAGAGUCCGCUCAUGUUUAAGGAGCAGAUGCAGCAAGACGUCAUCAUGGUGCUGAAGUUCCCCUCCAACUCUCCGGUCACCCACGUGGCUGCCAAUACACUGCCACACCUGGCAAUGCCAGCCGUCGUCACGGUGACCUGCAGCCGCCUGUUUGCUGUCAACCGCUGGCACAACACCGUGGGCCUACGGGGUGCUCCAGGAUACUCAUUAGAGCAGGCCCAUCACCUCCCUAUUGAAAUGGACUCUGUUAUUGCCAACAACACUGGAACGAACAAGAGGCAGAUCACGGAUUUGGUGGACCAGAGCAUCCAGAUCAACUCGCAGUGUUUUGUGGUAACGGCAGACAAUCGCUACGUUCUGGUGUGCGGCUUCUGGGACAAGAGUUUCCGUGUUUACUCUUCUGAAACUGGUAAGCUGACACAGAUAGUGUUUGGCCACUGGGACGUCGUGACGUGUUUGGCACGUUCGGAGUCGUACAUCGGAGGGGAUUGCUACGUCGUGUCGGGAUCCAGAGACGCCACUCUGCUGCUGUGGUACUGGAGCGGCCGACAUCAUAUUAUAGGAGACAAUCCAAAUAACAGUGAUUACCCAGCACCCCGAGCGGUCCUGACCGGUCAUGACUACGAGGUGGUGUGUGUGUCGGUGUGCGCUGAGCUCGGCCUGGUCAUCAGUGGAGCCAAAGAGGGUCCAUGUCUGGUGCACACCAUCACUGGGGAUCUCCUCCGGGCUCUGGAGGGUCCCGAUAACUGUUCUUUCCCUCGGCUCAUAUCCGUGUCGAGCGAAGGCCACUGUAUCAUCUGCUACGAGAGAGGCCAGUUCUGUAACUUCAGCAUCAACGGAAAGCUGCUCGCCCAGAUGGAGAUUAACGACACCACACGUGCGAUGUUGUUGAGCAGUGAUGGACAGACAUUGGUGACUGGAGGAGAUAACGGAGUGGUGGAGGUGUGGCAGGCCUGUGACUUCAAGCAGCUUUAUAUCUACCCAGGCUGUGACGCUGGUAUCCGUGCCAUGGACCUGUCACAUGAUCAAAGGACGUUGAUCACGGGCAUGGCGUCUGGCAGCAUUGUAGCAUUCAAUAUCGAUUUCAACCGCUGGCAUUAUGAGCAUCAGAAUCGCUACUGAGCAUGCUCAUAGGACAUCUCUCUCUCUCUCUCUUUAUUUCUCUCUCUCUCUUUCUCUGACUCUCAUGCUUCCACUAAAGUGACCAGCAGCACUAUGAGAGUCAGCAGCACUUUCCAACUUGUCUGAGGAAACUGGUGAGCGAAGGACUUUACAUUUCUCGCGUAGUGUGUGCACUGGUAUUAACAGCACAUCGUACCGCUUCUUUAAAGUACUGUACAAAGACACUGUAUUCUAAUGUCAUUCUAAUGAUAUAGAAGCUCGAAAAAGUAUAUUAAAAAAAAAACCCAAAAAACACCAGAAUUCUUGAGCUUAACAACGAUCUGAUGCGUAUCAGCCAAUUUUCCCCACAGUCUAAACUGUGAAAAAUCCCUCAGCGCAGCAGACAUGAGCAUUUCUACAGUGUAUAUUUGUAUAUGUUAGCAACAUAUUUCACCUACAAGAGGCUUAUUUUCAGGGUAAAUAGUGGUUCAUGAUGUAAAUAUGGAUAUUGUCAAAAUGUAUUCCUUAAAUCUUGAGUCAAGUCUCUAAAAUGUGUUUAAACUCCUCUGUCUGUCUGUCUGGGUCUUUCUUAAAAUCGCUAGCUCAAUUAGUGUUUUAAUGAUUUCAACAUCUGUUGGUUUGUUUGUUUUUGUGUUGUGAAGAAAUAAGCCCUGUGAAAUGUACUGUUUUUUUUCUCUCAAAUUCAUCGUUUAUUUUUUUUUUAAUUUAAUUUAUUUUUUCCAGGUUUAAAAUGAUUAAUGUUGAAUGUUUGCGUCACACCAAGGAUUUGCUUCGGUAAAUAUAAUGUAUAUUUAAAGAUUAUAUUUGAAAGCUUACCAUGUAUAUUUAUUUAUUUUAAUUAAUUUUAUUUAUUUAUUUUGUUUUAUUAUUUAUAAUCUCAUUUCAGAAUCUCCACCACUAGCAAUCAUUCGAUCAUGUAACACUGUAAUGCAUUUAUAUAAAAUAAAAUAAAAUAAACUGUGUUCCAUAUAAAUUGUAAAACUUUUUCUCCUUCCUGCUGGGAACUCUUUGGUCCGUCGGAUUAAACCGUGGUGAGCGAACGUGAACGGACACUGUACUGUAGGUUGAGGAGAAAGGGUUGAAAAAUUUCAUGAGCAUCAUCGUGUUUUUUGUAUUUCAAUAUGAAAUAUGUCGGAAAUAAUUGUCCUUUUUCGUCUUGUUUUGUAGUUUGUUCAUUUAUUUCAAUCUGUCAACAAAUUUUCAGCAUUUUGUGUAAAAAAAACACAAAGACCUGUUCUAUUAUUCUCUUAUCAAUAUCGAUCAUUGUAAGAUUCAAA